Messenger RNA from Lathyrus oleraceus (garden pea), 705 nucleotides. Its product is annotated as dormancy-associated protein 2-like. The record is from RefSeq and is a predicted model, not a curated record. NCBI's taxonomy places the organism in Eukaryota, Viridiplantae, Streptophyta, Magnoliopsida, Fabales, Fabaceae. The transcript has 2 exons. Bases 67 to 489 code for a protein of 140 amino acids.
UUCUUACUAUUUUUCUCAUCCUUCACUACCAAAUACCACAUUUCAAUUGACCUUGAGUUUAUUACAAUGGAUUCUAAAAUAGCAUUCGUCAUUCUUGGCCUUUUGGCCAUGGUUCUUCUUAUUUCCUCACAGGUGUCUGCUAAUACCAAAGAAGAGGUUGUUGAAAACUCAAAUGAACUAAAUGAUGCCAAGUAUGGUUAUGGAGGCUACGGUCGUGGUGGUUACAAUGGUGGAGGCGGUGGUUAUAAUAAUGGAGGUGGUUACCGUAAUGGUGGAGGAGGUUACAAUGGUGGAGGUGGUUACCGUAAUGGUGGAGGUGGUUACAAUAAUGGAGGUGGUUACCGUAAUGGUGGAGGUGGUUACAAUGGUGGUGGUGGUUACCGUAAUGGCGGAGGAGGUUACAAUGGUGGUGGCGGCUACCGUAAUGGUGGAGGAGGUUACAAUGGUGGUGGUGGUUACAAUGGUGGAGAUUCUGAUAAUCUUAACUGAUUAUAUCGUCAUGCAUGCACGUUCUAAGUAUAAUAAAUUAUAUGAAUAAAAUAGUGGUGUUGAACAAAAGAAAUAUCUAUCUUGCCACUCUAUAGUAUAGUUAUUUCACAACUCAAUAAAUCACUAUGUAUAUGUGGUGUUGAGUUUGAUUUAGAACUAAAGUGGUGAAUGAAUUAUCAUGUGUAAUAUAUCAAAUAUCAUCCUUGUUUUAAUUUC